AGAAGGAUGGGUCCACCCACGCAUCUUCUCUCCCGCUGCUGCUGCCACAUUUUCGUACUCGACCGCUUCGGAUCGCGUCGGCGCGUAUUGCCUUCGGCGAAAGAAAAUAAUAACUGAAGAUCCGCGCGAGUCGUGAUAUCCAGGGAACGGAAUGUCGUAAUUUGCAAAACCGGUUACGCGCUGCAUUCUUAAUAUUCUGACAAACUUCAAAUCAUCGUUCGCCCGCAUCGCUGAAGGUUAGAGGGCGAAGGCGAGAAAAAGGAACGUCACGUCGGGAUGGCAUGGACAAGGAUAACUUUGUCAGCGAGUAUGUUCGUAAAUCGAUUGACAUAACCUCUAUUUCCUCUCUUGCCAAUUUUGAUUGAUGGUCGACGUGUCACAAACAAUGUGUAUAAUCGACGUUGUGUCACAUCCUCGAUCACGUUCUCGAAUACGAGGUUUACAAAAACAAUAAUAAAAAAAAGGAUAGAUUAGUAAGAAAAUGGUGGUUAACCAAGAAAACGCUUGGCGACUCGGCUCCGCUAUGGCCUACGGUAUAUCCUCGUUACUGAUAACGAUCGUUAACAAAACUGUUUUAACAAGCUACAAUUUUCCAUCCUUCCAAGUACUGGGAAUAGGACAGAUGUUGGCGACUAUAGUGAUACUUUAUGCGGCCAAAAAGUUACGCUUCAUAGAUUUUCCGAACUUUGAAUCGUCUACUUUUGGAAAAAUUUGGCCACUGCCUGUAAUCUACAUAGGAAACAUGAUUUUUGGAUUGGCCUUUCGGAGAUUCGCAAGUGAUGCCUUCGUUCAAGACUUUAACCAGAAUCAUGUACAAUUGUCGAAAUUUCAACGCGCGGUGCUCGGAGCCGGUGCCGCCGCGAUAUGCCUCGCAGACCCUUAUCGCGCCGACAUGAUUGCCUGCCUCGGUGAGACAACGGGAGAGAACGCCCUCUCUCACUGCCUCGCACGGAUGCGAUUGUCUCAAGAGGGGCUGAGCAUACUCGAGGAGAAACCGCGAAUAAACACGAAGAGCCUGUGCCUGGAGAGACUAGCCGAACUCCCGGAGGGCACUCUCGGCAAGACUUAUCACAAUUUCCUGCUAGUCAAUAAAGUCACACCGGACUCGAGAGAUCACGUCAAGUUCGUCGACGACGUAGAAUUGGCCUACGUCAUGCAGCGUUACAGAGAAGUGCACGAUAUUUUUCACGCCGUUCUGCUCAUGCCAACGACGAUGCUCGGCGAGGUAACGGUCAAAUGGGUAGAAGCUCUGCAAACCAAACUACCGAUGUGUCUCAGCGGAGCGAUUUUCGGAGCGCUCAGACUUCGACCGAAGCAGAGACAACUGUACGCGAAACAUCAUCUCCCGUGGGCUUUGAAGACUGGCACAAACGCAAACUUUUUGCUCGGCAUAUACUUUGAGAAACGGUGGGAGCAGAGCCUCGUAGAUUUUCAUCGAGAGACGAAUAUUGCACCGCUCGCCACCUGAAAAGGCCCGCCGUUUCGAUAGUCGUAUUCGUAGGAUAAGUUGUGAGUUUGGCAUGCUCCUGUCAAUCGGCUACAAACAUUACACGGUAUAACAAUUUUUUUUUAUUGAUUAUAACACUGGAAAUAUUAAGAAUAUAAUUUGUAAUGAAAUACGAGAAUACAUAUUACUUUCCCGAGUAA
Messenger RNA from Venturia canescens, 1647 nucleotides. RefSeq names its product ubiquinone biosynthesis protein COQ4 homolog, mitochondrial-like. NCBI's taxonomy places the organism in Eukaryota, Metazoa, Arthropoda, Insecta, Hymenoptera, Ichneumonidae. Gene Ontology annotation, cellular component: mitochondrion; mitochondrial inner membrane. Gene Ontology annotation, biological process: ubiquinone biosynthetic process. The coding region runs from base 482 to 1468 and encodes 328 amino acids. The transcript is spliced from 4 exons. The record is from RefSeq and is a predicted model, not a curated record.